Molecule: messenger RNA, 7052 nt
Organism: Lytechinus pictus (painted urchin)
Lineage: Eukaryota; Metazoa; Echinodermata; Echinoidea; Temnopleuroida; Toxopneustidae
Product: polypeptide N-acetylgalactosaminyltransferase 2-like
Exons: 4
Coding region: 1-420 (139 amino acids)
Biological process (GO): protein O-linked glycosylation
Cellular component (GO): Golgi apparatus
Molecular function (GO): polypeptide N-acetylgalactosaminyltransferase activity
Source: RefSeq, a predicted model, not a curated record
AUGUCAACCGAGGUGCCAGAUAAACAAGACGUGGCAUUUGGUUCAAUACAGCAAGGUGCCAUGUGUAUGGAUACACUGGGCCAUGUACACCAAGGAACGCUAGGUCUUUAUGAUUGUCAUAAUAGUGGGGGAAAUCAGGAAUUUUCUUUUACAAAGGAUAAAUUGAUAAAGCAUUCAGAUCUGUGUUUAACAGUAACAGAAAAGAAAGCAGGAACACCUAUUACAUUACAAGGCUGUCAGCCGCAUAAUGUCAACCAGAAAUGGGACCAGACGGACAGCAAGCGCGUGUUCCGCUUCCAAAACUCGGACCUCUGCUUGGACAGCAAGGGCCAUAAAGAACACGGCCUCGUCGUUCAAACGUGUAAUCAACGUUCCCUCACCCAACACUUUAAAUUUUCAAUGUCCAACAUCGCCCACUGACACCACGUUCAUAAUUAGUGACUGGAAAUUGCCUUCGUACCCUGGGUUUUACAUUCCCAAUCCAGUUUUACCUUCCCCCUUUCAGCAUUUGUAUUUUUCUAUCAAAAUCUGUACAAAACAAAGUUGAUGUAUAAAGAAGAAGAAGAAGAAACAAGUGCUAGCGAUACUUAAUUCCAAACAUCUGUCAUCUUUCUUCCGUCUUGUUGGAUGUUUGUUUGUGUGUGCGUUCAGUUUUCUCUCUCUAUGUUGGUUUCUGCUGGGUGUUCUGCGAACCCUCACAGCAUCUUUUUAUUUGUGUCUGGGAAGUGACACUGCGAGGGAAGCAGACAUUUUCUGUCUCCCGGGAAGCACGUCAUGAAAGGACUUGUCUGAUGUUUUAAUCGGACAGUUACCAUAGUGACAACAGUGGGACGCUUGUGCAUCUUGGCCAAUCACAACCAAGUAAAGUUGUUUUGCACUUGUCAGAUCUUUGCAGGCCAUUUUAAGCUAUUGGCCAAUCAAAUUCUGAAAUUCCGAAGAAUCUGCAUAAAUCAAAUCUAAUUUUUGAGGACCACAUAAAUAUGUUUGAGUAGUGUCAAAUGCGACUUAGAAGAAGUGAGAAACUAAUUUUGCAUAUUCUGGUUUGAAAAAAUAUCUGUCAAUUUAAGGUGAUUAUUUUUACUUGUGGAAGGAAAGGCGAUUUAUGCAGACUCUACCUGCUCAACAUUGGACAAAACCUCUCUUAUGUAGGAUGUAUUAAUGUGUACUAAAAAUGUUUUUGAGGUAUAUCGAUUACCAAAGUGUGACAUCAUAAAAAAGAGAGUUUGGACAUCAAGUUUUUCUAUUCUUUAUCAGAGAAGCAUGAUGAAAAAUAUCAAACCAUCUUGAUUUGGUGGGAAUCGGUUAAACAGAGCCCCAGAUAGGACCUCAUGAGUAUCCGGAAUAGCUAUAUUUUAAUUGUUAAGAAUCAUGCCAAUAAUACAUUGACUUCAAUGGGACUAAUUAGGCAUUCAUGUUGUCAUAUCUUGGGCCCUGUUCAACCAAAUCCCGACUAAAUUUGGGCUGCGAAUGUUUUAUGUCUUGCCCCUCUGAGAUAGGAAAAAGAAAUGCAUAAAAAACAAGGGUUUUUAUGAUUAUCGCCUUGGUGCUCUAUAAGACUCCUUCUAUAACGCCUUCUGUACUUUCACAUAAUGAACCAUAACACCUAGUUUUCUUGUGAAAAGAUCAACAUCUAUUCAAGGAAUAAGUGUUUCAAAACCUGUGUAAGAAUACAGAACAAUCUGAUUCAGGCAAGUAGAAUUGUGUUUAAAUUGUAAGAGGAUGAAAAAUGUUGCUGAAAUGCCCCCAGAUGGACAUAAAUAUGAAUGAUUUUAUACAUCUUUUCUCCUUCAAGAGACAAUACUAUGUGGUCUUCACCAGUAAAAUCAAUCUUAUUCCGAAAUGAAAUCGCCAGUAUAAACGAAUGGGUGUUUCUUGUGUAAAAUGUCUUUAUUGGUUUCAAUCAUUUUCAAAAGAUAUUUAAAGUAAAAAAAAGGAUUUUAACAUUUACUUUAAAAAUAUUGCAAGAAUUAACCUCUUAUUGUAUUUUUUUAUUUUUUUUUAAUUAGAUGUAAUAUGUUCAGUCAAUUAGGUUUUUUUCCAUAGACGAUAGUUGCUUUCUUCCAUAUUCUUUAUUUUCUUCCACAUCCUUUUUUGUAGUGUUGAUAGAUAAUGAUAAGAAUAUUAAUUUUAAAUGAUGAUCUUAAAGAUGCAAAUAUUUCAUUCCAAUGUUUGAUAAAGAGCCUUACAUAUGUACAGUGUAUAUACAUAGAUGUUUAAUUGAAAUCAAUUCAAUGAUUGUAAAAUUAGUAAUUAUUUCUGUACUACAACCUUGAGGGAAACAUUUUGACCUUUAAUUUUAUUUCUUGAUAUAUAUGAUAUUGAAUUUAGAAAAUGUGUAUUUAAUUCUGCAUUAUCCCAGAAUGAAGUAUUUUAAAAUACAGAAAAGAAACUUUGCUUUAUAUUAAUUACAAUUGUGAAUUUGCUUGCCAUUUUGAGAGUGUUUCUGACAGCGAUGUAAGGAUGUAUUUGUCAGUUUUAUUUAGAAUAUUUACUUGCUAAAAAUCUACUUUUUUUUUUUUUUUCACUGCAAUCAGGCCCUUAUUCUGAUCUCGGAUUUGGUGUAGACUCUGGUCUAUAGUUGUGGUUAAAGUAUGGAAAGCCAACUGUGAAACUAUUCUCUAACAUUCCAAGUUCAAUUUAUCAGCUCAUUUGAAUCUCAAAUUAUUCAUAACUGUUAGGAAAUGAUACCUAUUAAAAGGUUUUUUUUUUCACCAUUAAAACUUAGGGAACGGGAAAGUAAACAAAAGAAACACACAUUGUUAACAAACUUUGGUCAAUUUCCGCUUUCCAUAAUUCAAGCACAGAAUUGGACCAUGGGCUAAAGCCCGGCGCACACUAUGUGAUUCGUUGCGAGCCGAAUUUCAAAGAAAUCGCUAUAACACUUGAUAUGAACAUUCCAACCAAUAAAAUCUUAGCAAUCAGAAUUGUGAUAGGACUACUGAAAUCGGAAGUCAGUCAAGUUCAAGCGUCCCUGUAGGUAUAAAAGCAAAAUCAAUUCCAAAUCGCAAUGACGUCAUCAUCGCCUGCGAUUUUAAAACAAUUUGGACUUUACUCCGAACACAGGGCUGGCCGCAAAGCAAAAUUAUGAUUUAUUAUGCCGAACUUCAAAUAAAAUAAUUUUGCUUCUUGGAAAUUUCACAUUUAAUGCAAAGUGGGAUUUAUUAAAAAAUCACGUCGCGCAUUGGAUCGCAUAGUGUGCGCUGGGCUUAAGUUAAACUAGACUUCAGAAUACGGGCCAUUGUCCUUUUUUGAUGCCAUGUCAAAGCAACGUAAAGAUCUAUUGGGAUGAUGUAAAUGCAUAUAUUUAUAAAUGCUGCUAUGUAUGAUCGUAAAGGGGACUUCAACCUUGGUUAUCAAACCAAAUUUCCUAUCUAAAUUAGUUGCCAGGUGGGGGGAGUGGUAAUCAUUAAUAGAUGAUUCUUUCUUUCACAAAACUUAGUUACUGAAAUGAAGUCAGUUCAAUGACCGAGAGAAAUGCAUGAAUCAAAGAGGUCCCCCCAUUGGUAUGAUUUUGUAGUAUAAUCUUGUUUUAUUCCAUUGCACAUCAAUUUCUGUUCAUCAUUAUCGGGGUUGUUUAUUCUGCUUUUACAAAGUGUUACUUUCAAUGCAAACAAAAUUCAUCCAAAAUUAUGCAAAUGAAGUGUUUAUGAAAAUAUGUGUUACAGACUUUUUAAUAAGGAACAAUUUCUUUCUCUUAUCUUAUUUAUUUUGCCAAAUAUUGAUCAAUUGUGAUUUUCGUCUUUAGUUUUGUUUGAAGCACCGAUUGACUUAUCGUUAUACAUUUGCCUCAAUCAUUCUCUUUGUUCAUAAGGUGCUUGAUUUGGUGUUUUAGUUUUUGGUUUAACCCCCCCCCCCCCUUACAGAAGCGUUAAAGUGCCACCUACUUGGGGAGAUACAAAUAAGUAAUCUUGCCAAAUUGACUUCAUGGCGAGAUACCAAGAUAACACUGAGUUUUUGCUCCGCAGGACAGAAUGAAUCAUACAAUGGAGCAAAUGCAAGUCAAACCAAUGAGGUCUUCGUCUAGGGUCAGUGAAUCAGAACACUUGUUUCAUCCAACAUUUCAGAGCUGACGAAAAUUGCAAAAAUGUUGUUUGUCCAAAGUCACGGACGAAACGGCCAUUUUGAUUCACCAACCCUCGGCAAAGACUUUGAAAACGCGCUAUUAAUAAUGUAACUGGCUGUGAUGACAUACAAGUCGAUUUGGCAAGAUAACGGUUCUCACCAUGUUGUGAUAGCCUUGCUAAUAUCUCAAGACGUCUGUUUAAUACCUCGGUCACAUUUGCUCUACGGCGGCCGUACGGCGAGUCAAAAACAGCCGUUUUAACAUUUUUGGUACCAGCUACAUAUCGAUGGUUUGAAUUAGAAUUAAUAAAACGGCCGUUUCGAUUUGCGGUACGGUCGCCGUAGAACAAAUGUGACAGAGGUAUAAAUCUUCUUUACUCGCAAUGAACCCACCAUGUGUACAAAAAUGCAUUUUUUUCCUGAACGACCAUAUAUGCAGGAAAAUGUGUGUUAAUUAGUAAAACAAAACAAUUAAAUUGCAAAUUUUUAUAUGUACAUAAGAAAUUUUCUAUGAUGAUUACGAACUUCUUAUAAUUGUCCCACACUAGAUUUUUGUUUAUUUUUAAUUGGAUGAAAUAUCUUGCUUCAAAUUGUAAUUUUGACAUGGUUUCAUGUGCUUGCAAUACUGUAUAGCCUGUUUUUUAGCAGGCUCAGUAGAAACAUUCUGAAAUAUUUCUUUUCCAAUGAUUUCACUAAUAUGUGUAUGUGAAGAGUAAAGAAGUAAAAUAGUGUGUAAUUUUAUGAAAGAUUAUUAUUUUCUUGAGGAAUUGAAUGUUUCUACCUCUGAUAAGCAAAUCAAGAAUUGUAUAGGUAUUCACACCAUUGAGUUAUGCUACAAAAUCAAAACUUUCUUGAGCAUUUUAAACAAUUUUAUUCAUCUAAACUUGAUGUAGAUAAUUUUGCAGUUUAUUCACUAACUUCAAGUUACAAUGAUUUGCCUAUGUGAACUUGUAAAAUCUGAAGUGAAAUGUUUUCAAUUGAUUGCAACGGUACUUAAAGUAACUUUUGACAUGUGUAAGACAAUAGAGGUAUCUUAAUAUUGACAAGAUCCUCCAUUGGCGAUUUGCACAGCCCUACUGAAGCUUUGUAAAAAGUCUCGUGUAAACCAAAAUCGGGACGCCCAGGUACAUGGUGCCGAAGUUCCUAACAUUUUGUCAGACCCAAAAUUGCACGCAGACGUGAUUUCAUGUACAAAUCCAAUGAAAAGAAGUCUACUUGUACCUGUGAAAGGCUCAGAUAACGUUGGCUUUUGCACUGAAACGUCCUAAAUGAUUACUAAUUUGAAUUGCAUUUCAGAGUAUUGUUGAGACGAUGGCACCAGCAAUAUGACCAAUUACAGAUUAUGCUUUCACAGGUUUUACUUAGUGAAGAUAAAUCAUUCUCUUUCUAAAGUGUGACCCUUAUGAAAAAAGGUAACCACAUGUUUAACAAAGCAUGGAUUGCUUAUUCUGGUCUGAAAAUAUUUUCCCCCUUCCUGAUUAUGUAACUUUACAGUUUCCAUUUUUUUUAAUGCAUUUUCUGUUUAGAUAUAAUCUACUCUUCCAUUUUCUUUUCAGUAGUAAUGAGCUUGAUUGAUUAAGUAGCUAAAUGCAAAGUCAAGGAAACUUGUCUGGUUUUGUGCAUACUGUGAUAGAAGCAUAUGUUCGGGUUUUGAUACAAUGUGUGCUAUUGAUGUGAUUUCAUGCAAUUUAUUGAUUUGUGAAUAUCCUGAUCAAUUUAGAGUGAUAAAUCCAGGGAAUUUGCCAUUUUUAUGAAAUGACCCAAAUAUAUUUAUUGUAUAAGUGCUAGUUCACCCCAACACGUUACUUACAAUUGCAGUUCGAGAGUAACGGUGCAUCAAGACACGAACACUAAUGGGCCGUUCUUGGUCAUGUGUGUGACCGAAAUUAUGACAAAUCCUGCCUUUUAUUAGUUAUAAAAUCUGAAAAUGUCAGAGAUGUAUUCAUUCAAAGGUUAUGUAACAACAUUAUCAUGUUAAGUCAGCUAUCAGUUGGAUAUAUAUUUUUGUUGUCUCAAAUUAGUAAGUUCAAGGUCAGAGGUCAAAAGAAGUGGGUCACAUGUUUGACUGCACACAGAAGCAUGAUUUUGAAAGUUUAAUUUCAUUCUAAAAUUCCCGUGAAUUUCAAGAUGAAAUGAAACUUUCAAAAUCAUCAUUUAUUAGUUACAAAUCUGUAACAUUUUUAGAUUUAUAACUAAUGGAAGUCAAGAUGUCAUCAUUUUGGUUACACACUUGACUUGACCAAGAAUGGCCCCAAUAGACUACAAAUUUGAAUCAGGGGACUGAUGUUUGAUAUUGAAUGCAAGUUACUUGCUAGUACUCCAUGGAUGGUAUUCUGGUAGCCUUGGUUUAGUUAAAUCUGUGUAGACUCAUACCACACUUUUAUGGAAUGCCAGUUGUCAACUCACUCACCAAUUAAAAGUUAUUCUUAUCCUGCUGUAAAAAAGUUAUCAAAAAAAUGGGGAGAAUAGGAAAAUAAUGAAUUUUGAUGAAUUAUUUGGUAUUUUUUAAUUGCCAUGAAUAUGGAAGAAAUAUUAUGAAGCCCAUCAUUCCAUAGAAGUGUGUUUUAAAUGCUACUUUAGACUGGAUUUAAACCUAGGUUUGAUUAUAAGAAUACCAUCCCAUAAGUUUUGCCUUCUCCAUCCAAAAGUGAUAUUGAGGAGAAUUCAUAUGAUGGAAUCAAUGAUCUUCAUCCAAUAUUGUAAGUUCAUCAGCUCCCUCAUUUUCAUGAAAUUAUCAAUGUUGUAAGAAGCUGUAUGUAUAGAACAAAUAUGGGAAAGUGGAAACGCAGUUGUAAAAUCAAGCUCUUUCUUAUUUUUUUUUGGUACUUCCACAUUCCCAUAUUUGUUCUGAAAUUACAGCCUUAUUUUGAGCUGUUCAUUUGUUGACAUUUAUUGUUCAACACUGAUUGAAUUAUUGAAAUCGACUAUAACUUUACAUUUGCUUUUUGUAUGCCUUGGUCAAAUACAUAUGUACAUGUUUGAUUUUAAAA